Staurois parvus is the source of this 351-nucleotide messenger RNA. Lineage: Eukaryota; Metazoa; Chordata; Amphibia; Anura; Ranidae. The record is from the annotation of a GenBank genome assembly.
GUUAUAUCUCGCAAACCUGAAGGGUCUCCUGUCACAGAGAGAGCCAUUCCACUUGCAAUUUUCCAAGCUGAGGUGGGAGUGAAGAGACAUUACCUGCGCAAAUGGCUGAAAAAUCCUUCCCUGCAAGACUUAGACAUUCGUUCGAUUCUAGACUGGGAUUAUUAUAUUGAGCGACUGGGCAGUGCUAUCCAGAAGAUCAUUACUAUUCCUGCAGCAUUACAGCAGGUGAAGAAUCCUGUUCCCCGUGUAAGACACCCAGACUGGCUACAUAAGAAGUUGCUUGAGAAGAAUGACAUCUAUAAGCAGAAGAGGAUAAAUGAAUUGUUCACUGUUGAAGGCAAAAAAACAGGU